AUGGCAAGAGUAGUGGGAACAUGGCUGGAUAAACACGAGGACGACAUCAAGAAGGGCAAAAAGAAGCUUCUCUUUCUCAUGCGACAUGCCGAGUCCGAGUUUAACGAACGGAGAAGGGACUCUUUUAGGCGCUUGCGAGUUCGUGACAUGUUCAGUUACGACCCGAACAUGCAAGAUGUUUGUCUCACCGAUCGCGGUUUGCAGCAGUGUGCAAGCGCUGCAAGGUUUUACUCGCAGUUCCGCGCUGAACUACCCACUGUGGAGGUCGACGCCUAUAUCGUGUCUCCUCUCAGUCGUACCAUUCAGACUGCUCUCAACACUUUCUCUUGUCCCGCUGUUUCUCGCGAUCCGGAGCAUCGGCUGUCUCCUCGUCCGCGUGAAGGUGAGUUACCAGAAAAUCAAGCAGUAGAGCCGCUGCACACUCACGAGAAAUGGCUUCUUCUUCCGCUCGUACGAGAGCGUACCGACACAACCGGCGAUACUGGACGGAAGGCGGAAGAGCUCCGUGACCACUUGGAAGCUCUGAGAGCUAGCAGACGACUUCCUCCUAACUGCAGCAUCGACGAAGACCUUGACUGGUCACUCGUGAACCCCCUCAAUAAGUGGUGGCUCCAGUUCGCCGAUGACGAGAUUGCGCAAAUCGAGGAAGUUCUUUCCGCGCCGUGGUAUGAUGCUGACGCAAGGAAACAUCACCAUUUAAAUGGGGAAGAACAUGCUCAGGAAACGCUACGCCCAUCCGGUUCCUCUCAUGGUCCGGCUUCUUCAGUUGCGGGAGAGCAGGCGGCAGCACAACAGUUGAACAAACUGGAAAGCGACGGCGAGGAGACACCUCUGGAAACGGAACCCGAAAGCGUUCGAGACCAACUGAAAGCGGCACUAAGGGAUUACUCUACGGACGUUCAUGACCUCAUCAGAGAGCAGGCUUGGGCAGAACGCCUCCAGGCAUCUUGGCGCUUUAGAAAAGUCCCCCUGGAGAGCAGCCGCGCUGUCCGUGCACGGAUGCGUCUUGUCCUCAAAGCAAUCUGCAGCGUCAAGGAUGCGAGGGUUGUGGUUAUUGUAGGCCAUUCGAUCGCGUUUCGCGUCCUUACAUCCACUCCAAAGAUGGGCAACGCGUCAAUGGCUCCCUUCGCCCUCGACUGCGAGUCGAAAACGAUAACGGAUCUUCAUUAA
This is a messenger RNA of Neospora caninum, 1170 nucleotides long. RefSeq lists its product as hypothetical. The transcript has 2 exons. The record is from RefSeq and is a predicted model, not a curated record. Gene Ontology annotation, cellular component: cytoplasm. Lineage: Eukaryota; Apicomplexa; Conoidasida; Eucoccidiorida; Sarcocystidae. Bases 1 to 1170 code for a protein of 389 amino acids. Gene Ontology annotation, molecular function: phosphatase activity.